GCGCUGCCUGCCUUUGUACACAGGCCGCCCCGCUCGUCCCUUUAACAAUGGGCGCGGCGGGCGGCGCCGCCUGAUGGCGGCGGGGGAGGCCUCGGGACGCCGCACCGCGCUCAGGUGCCCCGGGCCAGGCCCCGCCGCCGCCCGCGCCGCUGCGUAGGGCCCCGGCGGCCGUGCCGCGCCGCCCCGCCGAUGGAGCUGGAGGCGCAGUGGUGGACAGGACAGCUGGCUACCGACAUCCACCAAGCCCUUCGCUAUAAGGAGCUGAAGCUGCCCUCCUACAAAGGCCAAUCUCCCCAGUUACAUCUGAGAAGAUACUUUGCAGAUCUGAUUGCCAUUGUGAGCAAUCGGUUCAGACUCUGUCCUGCUGCACGACAUCUAGCUGUGUAUCUGUUGGACCUCUUUAUGGAUCGUUAUGACAUAUCUAUCCAGCAGCUGCAUGUGGUCGCUCUUUCCUGUUUACUUUUAGCAAGUAAAUUUGAAGAAAAGGAAGACAGUGUUCCCAAACUUGAACAGUUGAACAGCUUGGGUUGUAUGACUAACAUGAAUUUGGUACUAACAAAACAGAAUUUACUUCAUAUGGAGUUGUUGUUGUUAGAAACAUUUCAGUGGAAUUUGUGCCUCCCGACUGCUGCUCAUUUCAUCGACUAUUAUCUUUCUAUUGCUGUCCAUGAGACUGAUCUUCAUGAUGGCUGGCCAAUGGUUUGCUUAGAGAAGACUAAGUUAUAUAUGGCAAAAUAUGCUGAUUACUUUCUGGAAGUAUCGCUGCAAGAUCAUGCAUUUUUAAAUUAUGCCCCUUCUUUAGUUGCUACUGCAUGUGUAGCUUCUUCAAGGAUUAUCUUGCGUCUCUCACCAACAUGGCCUACCCGGCUGCAUCAUCUUACCGCCUACUCCUGGGAUUUCCUAGUGCCAUGUAUUGAACGACUAUUAAUCGCACAUGAUAAUGAUGUGAAGGAAGCAAACAAGCAAAAAGGACAACAUGCUCAGUCUGCCCAGCAGAGUGUGUUUCAGACCCCAGCUCCAACUCCGCAGCAGGCUAACUCUCAACAGCAUAUACCACAGUACCUCCAAGCUCAUCAAUCUUCAUUACUGUAUCACCAUCAGACAUCACAGCAGCAAAACUGUCAACAGAUAUUAUCAUCUAAUCAUACAGCUUCUUAUGCACUUCAGACUUGCCCUGCUGCCUUACAGUCUAGUGUUCAGGCUCGAGGCCACGUACAGACUGGUGCUGCAAUGUCACUAGCUGUUCCGCUAGAAGUGAAGCCAUGUAUAAGUGUCUCCUACAACCGGAGUUAUCAAGUGAAUGGACGAUAUUCCUGUAUUACUCCCUGCUUUGAGAGGUGAUAAGUACAAAAUGGUUUUGUGCUUGUUUGUUUGGGGUGGGAAUUUGUGUUGAGGAGAAUUUUGGUUUUUUAUUUUACCUCAAGUAAGUUUGAGGGCAACAAAUAGAAUUAAAAAACUGUCUUUCCAGAAAAAAAGCAACUGGAUUGGCAACCAGUACCGUAGCUGAAAUACAGACUGCAAAAAAUAAGCACACAGAACACUCUAUAAAAAGAAUGUGUAUACCUGGGGUAAUAAUUUCUUACUCUGGCACCUGGAAUACUCUGUGCUUCUAACGCACACCUUUGAAAUACUAGUCAAAAGGUAGCUGUGGACUAACUACAGACUUACCUUUUAAUGAAGGAGACGUGCAGUAUUAUUUUGAAGGCAUUUGUGUAAUACCACCAUACAGUAUUAACACUUACUUUCAAUUUACUGAAACUUAAGAAUCCAUUGAAUGCCAGACUUCUCCAGAUACAUGGGGACCACGGGAAGAAACAAAAUCUCAUCUGGCUAACUCCCUAUUUCAGCACUUGUGUUGGAUAUUUGCUUUAGGCUGAGGCAUUUGAGUUAACUGGUAUUUUGGCUAGUUUUUGUUUUGUACCUCACAGGAUAGACGCUAUGUUUUUUGCUUCUUUUCUCCUCCCUAUACUUUUUUAUGUUUAAAGUAACUCUUUCGUACUAACUCAGGGAAUUUUCUACUCAUUACUCUGUGCUGCUGGCUUGUACAUUUAAUUGGGUAUAACUUGAGGGAGAAAGGUAGAGAAGGGAGGGACUAGAGCAAGUGGCUGUUCUUCAGGGCAUCUAUAUGCAGAGUACCAAAGGGAUGUGUUAGAGUUCACAGAAUGUAGAUGUGAACUACUGUGCAGCAGUGGGGUAUUGAGUAAUUGAAGAAAAGAGCAAGUUUCAGCUGAACUUGUGCUGUACCAGAACUACUACAGCGGCUGUGAUUUCUCUGUGUACACACACACACACAGAGGUAUUAUUAACCAACAGAAAGCAUCCUCCAAUUGUACUGACAGUAUCACUCGUACAAAAAAAGUACGGUUAAAUGCUUAUAGAAACCCAGUUCUGUGAGCUUUAUAAUGGAGGGACAUUCUCAGGUAAUAGUGGGGCAACUUUUUCUUCUACUAUUUGGGAGUUCCAGAAGAAAAUGCAGAGAUUUGCUCUUUUAAACGGGUGGAUCAAAAAUAUAUUGCAGAGUAAACUGCUUUAUCACAACUAAGGUGCCAUUAAAUAACUUUAUGGAAUUACAAUGUCUCCUGUGGAGUGGAUAGUCUGAGGGUAGAAAGCUUCACUUAUCCAACUCUUGGAUGAAAAUGGUGGUAGAGAUAUCUCUUAAUGGAGGAUUUUUUUUUCUUAAAUACAAGAAGAUACCUGACUUUCUCCUGUGGUAGAAUAUGGGAGGAAGAGAUGCGGAUGACAGGAUUCUUAGUACUUUAAAAUAUCUUUAUAGUAUGUGGGCUUAAGGUUUUUUUUUGUUCUUUUACCACCUUCUCCCCUGUCUUAGUGGCAGCACUUAAAAGGUGUACCACUUAGACACUGAAGUAUUGUGAACCUUACAUAGACUGUUUUGAAAGUAGGGGCAAUUAAGAUACAUUAUCAAUAUUAAGAUGAAGGCUUUAUCACAGGAGAAGGGGGCCUUAGCAUAAUGCUCAGGAGGGCAGCUGUGUUCAUUCUUUCUGGGGCUGAAUGAUAACAUGCUACAAAAACCUGUUUAUUGUUGAGGAGAAGAAAUCCUGUUUCUGUUGGUUUGGUUUUUUGCAUAAAUCCCAAUUCUUUUUUUUCUGUGGGCUUUUGUAGCAUAUAUGUGCAAGUCAAGGGGGGAUAGGAGGGUGAAUGAAACAGAGAGACCCUCUCUGUUUUAUGCUAAAUAAUCUAUUUCCAAAUAGGCGUAGUGUGGUCAAUUCAUAAUUAAGUGCAAGUUGGUUUGAUUUUGGGUUUUUUCCCCCUCCUCUCUCCAUCUCUCAAUGAAUAUUUCCCCCAUGUCUGAGAGUAGUGUUAAGUAGAGACUUUCCACCUCAUAAGACACCAUGGUUUUUAUUCAGCAUUGUUACCCAUUUAAGAGGGAAACAGACUUCCGUCUGCCAGUUUCAUUUUGUUGCAAUGCUAUAUCCAAGUACUCGGUGCUCUAACUACCUCUGAUGCUAUGAAUGUACAGUCUUCAAAUAGACCGUGACUUGAAAUAACAGCAGAUGCCUGUAGCAAUUUUUUCUGUAAAAUCUUUAAAUCAGCAAACUUGUCAUCUUUAUUUGUGACACAUCACUAUAGGCUCUUCUUUUUUGGGGUAUUAGUAAAUUUAUCCCAUAGGCAUUUGAUAUAAAAAAAUGUAACUAAUACUUAACACUGGAAUUAUAAUGGGUGGGGGCUUAUUCAGCUAGUUAAUACUGCAAAUUUACAUUUAAUAGGGUAUUUUUUUAUUUGAUUAUGACACUAGGUCAACUGUAAAAAGAUCCACUACAUGCUGUUUGUUUUUAAUUUAUUACCUAGUCUGUUUUCUGACACUACAGCUGCAUAAUGACUACAGAAAAUGUACACUGAACAGUUUCAAUAUAUUAUUUAAAAGGGCUUUACUAGUGUACAUUAAAAAUACACUGUACUUACUAUUAGAACCAAAAUGUGUUUUUUAUGGCAUAAAUAAGAAUGGUGCUCCUAAAUGCAAAAUGUCCAAAACAAUGGAAUGUGUGUGAGUGCUAUGCAUUCAACUUAUUUUUAAAAAUAAAAACUAGUUUUGAGUA
Messenger RNA from Phalacrocorax carbo (great cormorant), 4055 nucleotides. The record is from RefSeq and is a predicted model, not a curated record. Lineage: Eukaryota; Metazoa; Chordata; Aves; Suliformes; Phalacrocoracidae.